AUGCAGAUGCUAAAAUUUGAGAGUUUAGACAGACAUAAUAAAUUGAGUGAAGAAUUAAAAUCGUUUAGUAUUACAGCUCAAGGUCAGCUUAUAAAAUACAUCAAAGAAAAAUUAAGUUCUACAAAGCUAUUAGUUACCCGUCCAAUUUCUGUUACUAUUGAUAAAGUGCAAAUACAAUCGGCUGAACAUUCGAUGAAGAAGGAGAAACUGAUAUUGGUAAUCGAAUCAUUAAUUAGAUCCUUAAACAAGACCAAUUUGUCACAGCUUCAAGGGUUAAAAUCAAAAAGAAAAGAUGAACUAUUAAUUAUUCUACAGCAAGUUCGAGAUUUGGCUAUUGGUAAUGAAAUAAAUUAA
Messenger RNA from Funneliformis caledonium, 354 nucleotides. The record is from the annotation of a GenBank genome assembly. NCBI's taxonomy places the organism in Eukaryota, Fungi, Glomeromycota, Glomeromycetes, Glomerales, Glomeraceae.